Thermothielavioides terrestris NRRL 8126 is the source of this 897-nucleotide messenger RNA. RefSeq lists its product as uncharacterized. NCBI's taxonomy places the organism in Eukaryota, Fungi, Ascomycota, Sordariomycetes, Sordariales, Chaetomiaceae. The transcript is spliced from 2 exons. The annotation marks the transcript as partial. The record is from RefSeq and is a predicted model, not a curated record.
GCGCAGCGCAAACACCUCAGCUCGCCCCUUUCUCAGCCCGGCCCUCACGGCUACCCAAUGCGCUUCGCGGUGCGCAUAGCCGGGCUCAAAGGGCUCAAAGUGUACGGCGACGACGCGCAGCAGCCGAUCCGGUUCAUCGAAGUCCACACGCGCCGGCAGGUCCUCCAUGCCAGCGGCCACAAGAAGGACAACAGCCCGGCCCUGGUGUCCAUCCAGGCGAACUGGCCAACCUGGUCCCUCCUCCCCAUCGGCGACAAACCGGCCUUCACUAUCACCAUCCACAACAGCAACAACAAUCAGGACCCAGCCGAUGGGGACGAGGCGAGCAGCACCGACCUGACCAUCCCGAUGGAGCACACAUGCUGCCGGCCGGUGACAUACCGGUUCUCGCUGCCGGCCAUCAGCACAACCACCGACAACAACAGUAGCACCGCAUCCACGCCCGAUCCCGGCCCCGAUGACGCCAAUCCCGAUCCCUCGCCGGAGGAGGCGGAGGCCGAGGCGGAAGAGAUCUUCGAGUGGCGCCGCGCGCCAGCCUGCCACGAGACGCGCGGCAUCCGCAAGAAGACGCUCCCCGCGCUCGAAACGGGCGACGAGCGCCCGCCCGAGACGGCGCUGCACACGCUGCUCGCCCAGCCGGGCGCCGUACUCGUGCGCCUGACCGGCGCGCGGUGGCCGCCACAAACCGCAACCCCAGCCCGCCGCCCGCUCGGCUUCACCAAGCAAGGCGAGGAGAUCGUCGCCUCGUGGACCGAGGCCCGCGACUGCCUGCCGCGGUACUACUUCCAGUUCUGGGGCGCGGGGGCGGCGGGCGCGCUGGGGGAGACAUUCACGCACGUGGCCGUGCUGACGGGCGCGGCGACGUAUCUGGACGCGAUCGCGGAGCGGGCGCGGCGG